CAUCAUUUAUUUUAGCCUGUUUUUUUGUUACUUUCUCUUUAGUUUGGGUGAUUGUUUUGGUCUAAAAGAAGCUUAAUUUCAACUUCUUGCGUUGUUUAAAAACUGUGGAGUGAAGUGGCCUGUUGAAUUCUGGUUAGAUUGGAGGCAUUUAAGAUCAGGGAAGUUUGCACAAACUGUACCCCUCUGGCUCCUAAUGAAGGUUAGUGUUCAUAUUGGAAUAAAUGAAGCUUGAAAUGGAAGUUGUACUUGCUUGUCUUGUUACCUUGAUUUGGAUUCAGCAAGGUCUUUGUGAUGAGUUUUCCAAUACAUCUGGAACAAGAAACUGGACAUGCACAUGCUCUUCCUUUUAUCCUGGAAAACAAAGUGAUGUUCUUAAAUCUAACUGUUCUAGAUCCUGUGAUUGCAGUCCAGUUGAACCAAAUGGAGGUAGGUGGAAAUGUAUAUGUGCUACUGAUGGAUUCCCCAAAGUAGCAAACAAUCAUGAUACUACCUGUUUUACUGCCUGCAAUUGCACUGCUGGAUCUCUUCCCGAGACGCCAGUGAGAAAGAACUACACUAACAGAGUUGUUGUGAUUGUUCUUUUACUCUGUGUGAUCCUCACAACGUUGGCAUUUCUUGCUUCGUUAACAUGCUAUUUGUACCGAAAGGACAAAUGCCCGAAGUGCCCCAUCAGACUGGCAGUAUUCUCGUCAGAUAAAGAAACUAGUUGCAACAGUGCUACCAACUUAAUAAGUCACAUGACUUCAUCGGCGUCAGAAACUAAGGGAUGCUUUCAAAGUGCUUCAUUCCUUUGUUGGAACAAAACGGGGACUGUGCUUGGAACAAUUUGCCAGUUUGCCUACUCUGAACUGGAAAAUGCAACCAAUAAGUUCUCCGAUUCCAAUCUAAUAGGACUCGGAGGAAGUAGCUAUGUGUACCGGGGCCAGCUCAAGGAUGGAAGAAUUGUUGCAGUCAAGCGACUUAAAAUUCAAGGAGGUGGCCUUGAUGCAGAUUCCAUCUUCUCAACAGAGGUCGAGCUGUUGUCGAGGCUACAUCACUGUCAUGUGGUGCCCUUGCUUGGUUACUGUUCAGAAUCCGGUGGGAAACAUGCCGAUAGACUGCUGGUAUUCGAAUACAUGCCUAAUGGUAAUCUGAGGGAUUGUUUGGAUGGAAUUUUGGGGGAGACCAUGUCCUGGGAAACUCGUGUCAGGAUUGCUAUUGGUGCUGCAAGGGGCUUGGAAUAUCUCCACGAAGCAGCUGCUCCUAGAAUUUUACAUAGAGAUGUAAAAUCUACAAAUAUUCUUCUUGACAAGAACUGGAGAGCCAAAAUAACUGAUCUCGGUAUGGCCAAACGUUUAAGAGCUGAUGGACUUCCCAGCUGUUCGAGUUCUCCAGCAAGAAUGCAGGGAACCUUUGGCUAUUUUGCCCCAGAAUAUGCAGUUUUCGGAAAAGCCUCACUUAUGACAGAUGUUUUUAGUUUCGGUGUAGUUCUUCUGGAACUGAUCACCGGUCGGCAACCCAUCCAUAAAUCAAACAAUAGAGAAGAAAGUCUUGUUAUCUGGGCUACCCCUCGUCUACAGGAUAGUAAGCAAGUGAGCUCGGAGUUACCUGACUCGCGUUUAAAAGGGAAUUUUCCUGAAGAAGAGAUGCAGGUAAUGGCUUACCUAGCAAAGGAGUGCCUACUGUUAGACCCUGAUACUCGGCCAACAAUGAGCGAGGUUGUGCAAAUUCUAUCAACUAUUGCUCCUGAUAAAUCGAAAAGAAGAAAUAUUCCCGUAAACUUUUACCAGAUGUCAUCCGCCCAUAACAUGAAGAAUGAUGCUCUUCUCGAAAGGCAUCAAACCGUAAUCGAGGAUUUAUACGACACAGAGGACCACAUGUCGACGACAUCAAGGUCAGCAGAGAGCUCAGUGCCAUCAGGCACGAAUGAUAUUGGAAUCAUCGGCAACCAAACAGGUAUUCUUCCUGCUGAGUACUGUAUGGAGAGGCUGGUUCUUUUGAGUUCCAAUGCUAGGAGUUCUCAUGUCAUUGACGAUGAAGCAGUAGACUUAAUUGAGCCUCGAUUCGAGUCGUUCGGCAUGGUAAACGUCAAGUCCCCGUGAGAACAAGUAUUCUGUCUGAUGAUGAUGGAGGGUUGCUUGUGUUACAAGUAGGUGAAGUUUUUCAUUGAUUGCAUUUCAUGGCUUUUGUACAGAAAAUUACACGAAAAUUAAAAUUCAAAUCAAGUUUGUAUAGUAACCGGUGGAUCCACUUCCACCUCCGACUGUACCGUCCUCUUACGGCAGAGGAUUUCCGGAAUUUCGAUAUCUGUUCUCCAGUAACACAAUUUGGAUAUUACAUUA
Messenger RNA from Hibiscus syriacus, 2321 nucleotides. Its product is annotated as receptor-like serine/threonine-protein kinase NCRK. Gene Ontology annotation, biological process: protein phosphorylation. The coding region runs from base 222 to 2081 and encodes 619 amino acids. Gene Ontology annotation, molecular function: ATP binding; protein kinase activity. The transcript has 11 exons. The record is from RefSeq and is a predicted model, not a curated record. Lineage: Eukaryota; Viridiplantae; Streptophyta; Magnoliopsida; Malvales; Malvaceae.